UGUCCCCCUCUUCCUGGUUGGGCUUCUCCUCCAAAAGAGGCUUCUUGGGAAACUCGUGCCUUUGGCUUUUCUGUCUUGGAGGAAAAGCAGGAGUUCUUGGAUUUAGAUGGAAGGAACUGGAGGGUUGAAGUUCUCCUGACAGAAAGCUCCAWGCAGAUGUUUACAUUGCUGCAGUAGAGUCUAGCAUUUUCCACCRUUUCAGGCUAYUAUCCAAACAUGAAAAUGGAGACUCRAGAAGAYCUUACAAGUCAUAUAACAGGGCAAGUGCCAAAGGAAKUGAGAGGAAGCUGCCAUGUUGCGACAACGGAGGCAUUCCUACAAAGGAGAYCAGCGGAGGUGAAACAGGAGCCCAACAAAGAYUYRCUUCAGCAGUGGGAAACCCAAUGGCAGGAGUUCCUGAAURGCCUAGAAGGUCCUCACCCAAACUGGGGRACCUCUGAGUCAAGGGAGGAGCCGUGGGACGACGCCAAAGCCUUCCUGGCCUCCUUUGAGCAAGUGGCCCAAGCUUGCCGGUGGCCCAAGGAAGAGUGGGUGCCCCGGCUCCUGCCAGCAUUGAGCGGAGAGGCCAAGCAGGCCUUCACUGGCUUGGAGGCCGAAGGCAGGGAGGAUUAUGGGAAAGUGAAGGCUGCCAUCUUGCACGGGGACGCCAUGUGGCGGGAGGAGCAGCGGCAGUGUUUCCGACGUUUCCACUACCAGGAGGCCGAGGGGCCAAGAGGGGCUUAUGGCCAGCUUCGGGAACUGUGUUGUCGGUGGCUGAAAGUUGAAAGGCAUUCGAAGGAGCAGAUCCUGGAGCUGCUGGUCUUGGAGCAGUUCUUGGCCAUCCUGCCUCCAGAGAUAGAGGCCUGGGUCAAGGAAUGUGGUCCAGAGACUUGCUCCCAGGCGGUGGCCUUGGCGGAGUACUUCCUCCAGAAGCAGCGAGAGGAAGAGGCCAAGAGGCAGGCAAACCAGGUGCCGUUAAAGGAAGAGGAGAGAGUGGGUUCCUCUGAAGUUGUCCAAGCCCUGCCUGAGAUGGAACAGAAGAAGCUUCGUGUGGAGACCAAAGAAGAAAAUGACGAUAGUGAUGCUGGAUCCUUGGGUGAUGAAUGGAAAAGUGAGAAUGAGGGACAAUUGGGUGAGGAUUCCUCAGAAAGGAAAGAGUGUGAAGCACUGAAGGAGAAUGUUUGGAGCCAAGUUGGGCCAGAGAGCCAAGAUGAAAGCCACACGGAAGAGCUGGAAGCCAAACCCUUCCCAUUUCUGGUGGGGGACCUUCACAGAAUCUCAGUCCAGCAGGAAAGCGAGAAAGAAAAACAUGGAAUUGCUUUCCCCAGUGUUCUUAGUAGAAUUCGCAUUGCGGAUGAAUCAGAUUCAAUGUUUACAAAGAGCUUCAGUCAGAGUGGAGACCUGACUGAAUGUGAAACGCUUUAUGAAGGGACGAGUUCUAACACAGACCUGAAUCAGAGUAUUUGUGCAGAUGAGAGACAGUCUAUGAAUUCAGAUCUUGGUAAGAUGAAACAUCCAAGGAUCCAAAAGGGUGAGAAGCUGUAUAAAUGUUUGGAGUGUGGGAAAUGCUUUGAUCAGAGUGCUAAUCUUAGGAAACACCAGAUAAUUCAUACUGCCGAGAAGCCGUAUCCGUGCUUGGAGUGUGGGAAAUGCUUUGGUAGGAGCGACAGUCUUAAGCAGCACCAGAGAAUCCACACUGAGCUGAAACCAUAUCAGUGCUUGGAGUGUGGGAAAUGCUUUGGUUGUAAGACCUACCUCUUAAGACACCAGAUAAUCCAUACCAGGGAGAAGUCGUAUCCGUGCUUGGCGUGUGGGAAAUGCUUUGGUCAGAGAGACCAUCUCAAGCAACACCAGGUAAUCCACACUGGGGAGAAGCCAUAUCAGUGCUUGGAGUGUGGGAAAUGCUUUGGCCGGAGUGACAGUCUCAAGAAACAUCAGAUAAUCCACACUGGGGAGAAGCCGUAUCAGUGCUUGGAGUGUGGGAAAUGCUUUGGUCAGAGUGCUAACCUCAAGAAACACCGGAGAAUCCACACCGGGGAGAAGCCAUAUCAGUGCUUGGAGUGUGGGAAGUGCUUUGGUCGGAGAGCCCAUCUCAAAUCACAUCAGAAAAUUCACACUGGGGAGAAGCCCUAUGAAUGUAUGGAGUGUGGAAAGAGUUUCAGCGACCGGUCUACCUUUGUCAGACAUAAGAGCAUCCACACCAGAGAGAAAGUCUUCAGCCAAAGUACCAGCCUGGCUUUACAUCAGAGAAUCCAUGGCAAGAGAAGAUGUCACACAAAAAUCAGUGUUUGUUGAAUAUCAGAAUGGCUGUGUAAGUCUUUUCACCAAAUGCAAUGAGCAGUCUAGUUGCAUCUUUAAAAGGAAUACGCUAUACCAGGCAUCCUCAAACUUUUUAUGCAGAGGGCCAGUUCACCGUCCCUCAGACUGUUGGAAGGCCGCACUAUAGGUUGAAAAAAUUGUGAACAAAUUCCUAUGCACACAGCACAGAACUUAUUUAUUGUCAUUAUACAUUGUAUGAGGGUUGAAUGAAAAAUAAUACCUCCACCUUCGUAAUUCCUCAACAGAUGGCAGUAUUGGUAUGCGGCAGGUACUGGUUUAAUCAGUAGACUCUCCUCUACAGUUCCAUUUUGGCGGGAAGCCUUAGCAUUGAACGGUUGUGUUGUUAAAGUGCAAAGUAUGGAACCCUGCACAGACCGUCCAUCAAUGUGACAGAUUGAUUCAGGACGAUCGUCACAUCACUCAGAGAGAAAUUUCAAGCAUAAUCAACAUUUCACAAGAAUGUGUGGGUGACAUUAUUGCUUUGCUUGGCUAUCGGAAGAUCUGUGCAUGAUGGGUUCCCAGGAUGCUGAUGCCUAAAAUGAAAGCGCACAGACUUCUUCCAUGACGGAUUCAGAUAACAUGUUCAUCAUUGGCAAAAAUGUAUCCAAUUGUCUGGUGAUUGUGUGGAAAAGUGAAUAGUGGUAGUUAAAGAGUGGUAGUCAACAUGGAUUUAUCAAAAACAAGUCAUGCCAGACUAAUCUGAUCUCUUUUUUCGAUAGAGUUACAAGCUGGGUAGAUGUGGGGAAUGCUGUGGAUGUAGCGUACCUGGAUUUCAGUAAGGCCUUCGACAAGGUCCCCCAUGACCUUCUGGCAAACAAACUAGUCCAAUGUGGGCUAGGCAAUGGAUCUGUAAUUGGUUAAAUGGACAAACCCAGAGGGUGCUCACCAAUGCUUCCUCUUCAUCCUGGAAAGAAGUGACGAGCGGAGUGCCGCAGGGUUCCAUCCUGGGCUCGGUCCUGUUCAACAUCUUUAUUAAUGACUUAGAUGAAGGGCUAGAAGGCAGGAUCAUCAAGUUUGCAGACGACACCAAAUUGGGAGGGAUAGCCAAUACUCCAGA
Molecule: messenger RNA, 3355 nt
Organism: Anolis sagrei ordinatus
Lineage: Eukaryota; Metazoa; Chordata; Lepidosauria; Squamata; Anolidae
Source: RefSeq, a predicted model, not a curated record